This is a messenger RNA of Coregonus clupeaformis (lake whitefish), 3094 nucleotides long. Its product is annotated as kynurenine--oxoglutarate transaminase 3. NCBI's taxonomy places the organism in Eukaryota, Metazoa, Chordata, Actinopteri, Salmoniformes, Salmonidae. Gene Ontology annotation, molecular function: L-kynurenine:2-oxoglutarate transaminase activity; pyridoxal phosphate binding. The transcript has 14 exons. The record is from RefSeq and is a predicted model, not a curated record. Gene Ontology annotation, cellular component: mitochondrion; cytoplasm. Bases 525 to 1871 code for a protein of 448 amino acids. Gene Ontology annotation, biological process: biosynthetic process.
AAAUUUCGCCCGAUCACUUCUCCUCGAAUGUUUCGGUCUGGUCGUUUAGGUUGCUGCUGCCUCCUGUUAGCCUGCUACUAUGGCGAGGACGUUUGAUACCAUAGCAAGCUAUCAAUGUGCAUAAUAAUAUCUAACAAGCGGGGAGAGAGUAGGGAAAAAAAGAUUAACUGCCGAUGCGCAUUCUUGACUAAGUGACAGCAAACUGCCCACUGCAAAUUGAGACACAGACACACACCCAUCCGCGCGCUGCUCCUAAUCUGCAGAUUCUUUGGUCUAUAAACUUGUAGGGAGUAUUUUGACAACAUCUAUUUAGGCAUAUUAAAACACUUCCGUUUUCCCCCGCUCACGAGUAUCAUCAGAUCCGACUAUAAACGGUCAAUUGCGAAUAAGAGUAUGGCCAGGUUGGCACACCCCUACUCUUUACAAAGGCCAGCCACCUCGACCUAGAUGACAACCUGGACACAGGGGUAGACGUAAUAUAGUAAACGUAAUCCGACACACUCUGAUGUUACGUUUCGUAUGAUAUGAACAUUGCACAUCGAACCUUCAGCUCUGCAUGCCGCUUGAUUAACAUCAACUGUAUCAGAAACCUCUCCUACUCACAGCGCGUUAUGGCAUCAUCAAGGCAUACGAACUCCAAAAGGAUUGAGGGACUGGACAAGAAUGUUUGGGUGGCGUUCACCUCGGUGGCAGCAGACCCCACCAUAGUGAACCUGGGCCAGGGCUACCCCGACAUCCCUCCCCCCGCCUACGUCAAGGAGGGCCUAGCCAACGCUGCUGCAGUGGACAAGCUCAACCAGUACACAAGAGGCUUUGGCCACCCGUCUCUGGUGAAGGCUCUUUCUCAGGUGUAUGGGAAAGUGUACGGACACCAGAUUGAUCCUUUCAAGGAGAUACUGGUCACAGUAGGGGGCUAUGGAUCCUUAUUCAGUACCAUGCAGGCACUGGUGGAGGUGGGAGAUGAGGUUAUAAUUAUCGAACCCUUCUUUGAUUGCUAUGUACCCAUGGUUCGAAUGGCAGGGGCCACACCGGUCUUGAUACCAUUACGACUUAGGUCUAAUAAGACGACCACUAGUAUCUCCAGCGCUGACUGGGUCCUGGAUCCAGAGGAGCUAGCCAGUAAAUUCACCUCCAAGACCAAGGCCAUCAUUAUCAACACUCCCAACAACCCCAUCGGGAAGAUAUUCACCAAGGAUGAGCUUCAGACUAUCGCUGACCUCUGCAUCAAACACGACACUCUGUGCAUCAGUGAUGAGGUGUAUGAAUGGCUCAUCUACAAGGGACACCAACACAUCAAAAUAGCUACUCUUCCUGGCAUGUGGGACAGAACGAUCACCAUCAGCAGUGCAGGGAAGACCUUUAGUGUGACAGGCUGGAAGCUUGGCUGGUCCAUAGGACCAGAACACCUGAUAAGGCACCUUCAGACUGUUAUGCAGAACACCUUGUACACCUGUCCAACACCGCUGCAGGAGGCUGUGGCCCAGGGCCUGCUGAGGGACUAUGAGCUGAUGGGUCGGCCUGAGUGUUACUUCACCUCUCUGGCUGUGGAGCUGGAGGGGAAGAGGGACCGCAUGGCUGCCUUCCUACAGGACGUUGGCAUGUCUCCUAUAAUACCCGAGGGAGGGUACUUCAUGUGCGUGGACGUCACACCCCUUAAUCAGGACUUGUCUCAUAUGGGAGACGAUGAGCCGUACGACUACAAGUUUGUCAAGUGGAUGAUUAAGGAGAAGAAACUGGCAGCCAUUCCGGUCACUGCGUUCUGUGGUGAUGCUUCCAAGAAGCAGUUUGAGAAAUACAUCCGCCUAUGCUUCAUCAAGCAAGACAGCACUCUGGAUGCAGCGGAGGCUAUCCUCAAGAACUGGAACAAGUAAAAGACAGUCCUGUUGGAUGUAAGGGUUUGUCUCAAGACCCUCUCUCUUUUUACUGUGACACGCCUAUAAAACUGGGUACGUUACUUUGUAGGACUGCUAUGGGACAGUUUGUAGGACUGCUAUGGGACAGUUUGUAGGACUGCUAUGGAACAGUUUGUAGGACUGCUAUGGGACAGUUUGUAGGACUGCUAUGGGACAGUUUGUAGGACUGCUAUGGAACAGUUUGUAGGACUGCUAUGGAACAGUUUGUAGGACUGCUAUGGAACAGUUUGUAGGACUGCUAUGGGACAGUUUGUAGGACUGCUAUGGAACAGUUUGUAGGACUGCUAUGGGACAGUUUGUAGGACUGCUAUGGAACAGUUUGUAGGACUGCUAUGGGACAGUUUGUAGGACUGCUAUGGAACAGUUUGUAGGACUGCUAUGGGACAGUUUGUAGGACUGCUAUGGGACAGUUUGACCCGUUGUUGAUAUUUUUUGACCUCUUUGUGUUAUGUUAUGUUAUUCAUUUAUUGUAUUGCCUUUUAUUUGAGUUUUAUCUCAUUUGAUUGGAUUAGAUGUUAUAUGACACACACAGAAUGGAUUAACUUCCAGGUUUGAACUUCCUCCUUGUGACAUAACUUGCUGAGUAGCACUCGUUAUCCUGUCAACAUUGUUUUCCUGUACCCUCCAUAUGAUGAGGGAACAGUUUGUUUUCCUGUACCCUCCAUAUGAUGAGGGAACGGUUUGUUUUCCUGUACCCUCCAUAUGAUGAGGGAACGGUUUGUUUUCCUGUACCCUCCAUAUGAUGAGGGAACGGUUUGUUUUCCUGUACCCUCCAUAUGAUGAGGGAACGGUUUGUUUUCCUGUACCCUCCAUAUGAUGAGGGAACAGUUUGUUUUCCUGUACCCUCCAUAUGAUGAGGGAACAGUUUGUUUUCCUGUACCCUCCAUAUGAUGAGGGAACGGUUUGUUUUCCUGUACCCUCCAUAUGAUGAGGGAACGGUUUGUUUUCCUGUACCCUCCAUAUGAUGAGGGAACGGUUUGUUUCCUGUACCCUCCAUAUGAUGAGGGAACAGUUUGUUUUCCUGUACCCUCCAUAUGAUGAGGGAACGGUUUGUUUCCUGUACCCUCCAUAUGAUGAGGGAACGGUUUGUUUCCUGUACCCUCCAUAUGAUGAGGGAACGGUUUGAAUCCUGUGCCGUCCUCCUGGUUUUAUUUCAUCUGUGAAUAAACGGCUACAAAAGA